GCGGUCUCCCCUUCCCCUUUGAUCUGCGCCGGCGCAGCUGCCAUUGGCUGGCCCGUUUGUGACGUGCGGGGACUGCAGUUGUCCCCUGUAGCAGCGCCGGGCUCAGUUUCCGUCUCUUUAAAGGGACCGAGCUCGCGGGGCUGCUGGAGCCCGGAGAUCCGGGGUGGGGUGGUGGGAGACCGGACCGGGCGGAGCCGGGUGACAAACCCGCCCUAUCCUAGUGGGGGGUCAGGCACUGGGUUUCCCGCUGAUCCACCCGAACCGAACCGGACCAAGGCUCCCAAGCGGGGUGGGCAGAAGAGACCAUUUGCAGUGCACAGCUGCAGCCUCCCUGUGACACCCCAGAACUGGGUCGAACCGGGCCAGCCCCAGCGACGGGGAUCCUGCCGACGUCCCUUCCGAGAGCGAGCCCCAGAGGAUCACACGGGAGUCUGCAUCCUGGCAGCUGGUACCAGUGCCGGAGAGGCUUUGAAUAAUGUUAGGAAGUACGGCCACUUUUAUUUUAUUUUGGAGGGACUACUUUUUUUACAGAAGGUGGAAGAACACCCACCCAGGAAGCAGCCCUUAGGAGCUGCAGGCGCUCAGCACAGCGGAAAAUCACCAGCCUAUUUGACGGUUUAUAGAGCCGGGUUUUUACAGUUACCGGCCACAAGGGGUCAGCAGAACCCAGGAAGAUGAUGUGACCAGCACAAAGGGAGCCUUAGACUGUAGCAGCAGGAAAAGCCGUGUUUGGCGAGUGAUGUCCUGAAAAUGAACGGGUGCUUCGAAGGUGUUGGGCUGCGAUGCCUUUUUAAGGGCGUCAGCAUGGCUGCCCCCAAGCCUCCAAAAUACCUCCUAGCCUUUGACUUUGAUGAGACGAUCAUCAACGAGAACAGCGAUGACUCGGUCAUCAGGGCCGCUCCGGGCCAGGUGCUUCCAGAACACAUCCGCCAGACCUUCCGGGAUGGCUUCUAUAACGAGUACAUGCAGCGCGUCUUCGAGUACCUGGGAGACCAAGGGGUCAAGAUGCUGAACUACAAAACCGUCUAUGAGAACAUCCCGCUGUCUCCUGGGAUGCCGGAGCUCUUCCAGUUCCUCUCCAAGAACCAAGACCAGUUUGAGAUCAUCCUCCUCUCUGACGCCAACAUGUUUGGCAUCGAGUGCACUUUGAGAGCCGCCGGCGUCUACUCUCUCUUCCGCAAAAUCUUUAGCAACCCCUCUGGGUUUGAUAAGAGGGGCUACCUCACCUUGGGGCCCUAUCACACUCACAAGUGCCCCCAGUGCCCCGCAAACAUGUGUAAGCGCAAAAUCCUCACUGAGUACCUGAUGGAGCGGGCCCAGGAGGGAGCAGAAUUUGAGCGCAUUUUCUACGUCGGGGACGGAGCCAAUGACUUCUGCCCUUCCGUGGCUUUGACUUCGACAGAUAUUGCUUUCCCGCGGAAGGGCUACCCCAUGCACCAGAUGACCCAGGAGAUGGAGAAAAAGCAACCCAGAGCCUUCCAGGCCACCGUAGUGCCCUGGGAUUCGGCUGUAGAAGUUUGCUGCUAUCUGCAGGAGCUGCUCAAGAAGAAAUGCUGAGAAGGACUGAUGGGUAGGAAGAGACUCCUGCUGACCUUGAGGCAGCUUGGGGGCACUGUGCAGGAAAGUGGGAAGUUCAGGAGUAUCUCCAUACCCAGGGGCUGAUCUGAUUCCAUCUCUAGCUUUGCAGCGUUUGGACUCUCUGAACUUCUGGAUUUCUUCCCCCGCCCCCUCCUUUUUUUCUUUUAAAAAAGCACAUUCUCUGGGUCCCCUUUUCUCCCCCCUCCUCCCGAUCUUGAGACAAGGUCUUCUCUAUGCAGUUUGCACACCCGUUCAGGAGAGGGGUGUUAGUCAGAUAUGUUUAUUUUUACCUUCACCUUGAAUUCUUUUUUCAAGUGAUUGUUUUAUUUUUUUAAAGAAACAAAAACAAACUAGUUCUCAUGAGGCUAUGAAGUGCCCGUGCUCCCGUUAGCCCCAAGGCAGAGGUCUCUGAAUCUGUGACUUCCCAUCACAGCAGCUGGGGUCCACCUACGUCAUCACCCCCUGCAUGACCCCUCUUCCUCCACACCCCAUCAGGUGACUUGAAAUUGACCUGAGAAUUCCUAAUGGGGCUUGCCUCUGUCCAGGAGGUAGGUUCUAUUCAUAGAGCCACCCUGCCCAUAAACCCUUGUUCCAGGAAGGCUGCUGCAGCAAGAAGACCUGGGUGCGGUACCAGAUUCAGGUGUGGGGUUAGGAGGACACUGUUGAUUUUAGGUUUCCAUUACAAGUGGUUCACCAAAGCACAUUUCUAAGCAAGCAAGAGUGAGAUUUUCCACAGGUACCCAUGGGAGUUAGGCACAUCACAGGCUCCAGUUCCCCAGCCCUGUCCCUUCUGAGCAGAUCACAGUGGGAAAGGGCUGUGGAAUAAUGAGAUGUAGGGGGCAGUGUGUGACAUGGAGCUAGAAAGCCCUGUCCCCCACCAAAGUAUAACUAGUUUGCAUUUAAAACACUUCACUGAAUCUGAAUUUCUACGGCUUGUUUGCACAAGCACACUCAGGAAAGUAAAGUGGAAUAGUUAAACUGCAUUAAACCCCUGUAUGGACACACUCAUUCUGAACUGAAGUGGCCUUAAUUUGGUGUAUCUUAAUUCAAAAGUGAAUUAAACUGAAGUGAAGUAAGGCCACCUUAAUUCUGAAGCAGUGUGUCCACACUGGGGUUUUAUGCAGUUUAACUAAUCUACUUUUAACUUGCACCUUUAGUUAAUUUGGAUUACCAUUCCUGGGUGUCCUGAGGUCAGGGCCAAAUCCUUACACUUUGCCUCUAUUUUGCUUUCAUUUCAACAAUCUUUUUUUCCCCCAGGGCAGAAAUUUCUCCAUGUUACCUUAAACAAACACCUUUCUCUGUUGUUGUUUUAAGCAUGAAAGUGAGCAUCCCCCCUCAAAUGCUUUUAGUCACACAGCUGCUUUCCAAAGCAGAAGCUCGAACUCCUCAGCUGAGUGAAGAGUGACUCAUCAGCUGUGCUCACUAGCCCGUGUCCAGACUGGAUCCCAAAGCCUGUUUAUUGAACUAGUUUAAAACCCAGCCUAAUGCCUGCCCUGUCUGAACUGCGCUCCUGCAGCUGCGCUUUGAAGCAGUCCCCCAAAGGCAAUUUUGAGAGGCCUGGUGAACAGUGCCCAGGAGAGCUAUUGCCCCAAGCUAUGGGCUGCUUCCGGUGCACUUGGAGUAGCAAGUAGCAGCAUAAGCCGAGCUCUCCUUGUACCGUAGACAAAUCACCAGUCAGCUCACAGCAUAGUGGUUAUAUUAGGGUGGAGCCACUUCCUUGGCCUGAUCCUGGGAGGUGCUGAAACUCCCAUUGACUGCAAGGGGAGCUGUGGUGCUUAGCACCCCCGGGGGUCAGACUGCUAGAGGAUCAAAGCCUCUCUCCACUCUCCUUGUCAGUAUUCUCUCCCUGGGCAACCGCAGUAUUACUGCCCCCCCGUGCUUGCACUCGGCAGCCGCAGCAUUAACUGCCCAUGAGGGUGGCUUCUCCCAGGAUGAACUGUAGCCUGUCUACUCUGCACAGUACAGACCUAACCAAAGCCGCACCAGCUUGCCCUCCUCUUUGCAGUUUGUUUGUUUGUUCUUCCUCCCUCCAAUCAUGUGGAACUUAAAGCCAUGGAAUUUAAAAAAAAAAAAUUGAACGUUAUCUAGUAAAUAUCAACAGCAGGUUCGAAA
Messenger RNA from Trachemys scripta elegans, 3690 nucleotides. RefSeq names its product phosphoethanolamine/phosphocholine phosphatase 1 (gene PHOSPHO1). The record is from RefSeq and is a predicted model, not a curated record. Gene Ontology annotation, biological process: bone mineralization involved in bone maturation. The transcript is spliced from 5 exons. Gene Ontology annotation, molecular function: phosphatase activity. The coding region runs from base 751 to 1557 and encodes 268 amino acids. NCBI's taxonomy places the organism in Eukaryota, Metazoa, Chordata, Testudines, Emydidae.